Molecule: messenger RNA, 1020 nt
Organism: Serendipita indica DSM 11827
Lineage: Eukaryota; Fungi; Basidiomycota; Agaricomycetes; Sebacinales; Serendipitaceae
Source: the annotation of a GenBank genome assembly
AUGCGCCGAAACCAGUACAGCAGCUCGUCUGUGGCACCUCCUCCACCUGCACAAGCUCCAAUUGAUCUCUCAGUUGUGCUCGUCACGGGCGGAUACGACCACGAGAUUCGAUUUUGGGAGGCUUGGAGUGGCAUCUGCUCACGCACAAUUCCCCGCACCGGAGAGUCAGGACAAGUAAACCGUAUUGCCAUCUCGCCAGACAAACGCUUUGUCGCGGCUGCUAUUCAUAAGAAAAUUGCAGUGUAUGACAUUGCAAGCCCUUCGAACACGCCAAUCAACGUUUGCGAAGGUCAUACCCAGAACGUAACUUCAAUUUCGUAUCAUUCAGACGGCAAAUGGUUUGUCACUGGAAGUGAAGACGGCACCAUCAGGAUAUGGGACAUGCGGCAAGUUCAGAGUAACCAAUCUCAUCGUACUUACGAUAACCAAAGCCCAGUCAACGAUGUCCUCAUCCAUCCAAACCAAGGGGAGCUUAUUUCAGCGGAUCAGAAUGGAAAUAUCAAACAAUGGGUUCUAUCAACAAACGAAUGCGAUCUAGAGUUGGCGCCUGAAGCAGACGUACCAAUGAGGUCCAUUACAAUGGCACACGAUGGUACAUUUCUGAUCGCGGCAAACCACGAGGGAAACUGCUUUGUAUGGCGGAUGACGGACGAUCCAAACCCGCAGACACGCUUCAAAGCAGUUCACCGGUUCAAAGCCCAUGACAACUACCUUACAAGAUGUGUGCUCAGCCCCGAUUCACACCUUCUAGCUACAUGCUCUGCUGACACGACUAUCAAGAUCUGGAACGUACAUGAUAAUCAUACUGUUAGCCUGAGGAAGACUCUGACAGGUCAUCAACGCUGGGUCUGGGAUGCAGCGUUUAGCGCAGACUCUGCCUAUUUAGUAUCUGCCUCCUCAGAUCAUGUUGCGCGCCUCUGGGAUUUGGAAAAGGCCGAGACACUUCGCCAAUACAAUGGCCAUCACAAGGCAGUCGUCUGCAUCGCUCUGAAUGACCGAACAUUGGACUAUGCCGACUAG